Molecule: messenger RNA, 902 nt
Organism: Drosophila persimilis
Lineage: Eukaryota; Metazoa; Arthropoda; Insecta; Diptera; Drosophilidae
Exons: 1
Coding region: 8-817 (269 amino acids)
Source: RefSeq, a predicted model, not a curated record
UACAGCCAUGGCUAUUACUCUGGGGUUGCUCUUCUUCUUGGCCCUUGGCACCGGAUCACUUGCCCAAUGGCCGCUGGCACAACAACCAGCUGGAGGAGAAUUCCUGCAGCCUUACCCCGUGGCUCCUCCGCCGCCGCCUCCAACCCUCGCCCGGGAUCUGGAUGAGAUUACACGUCUGAUUCAGUUCAAGCCUCUGAAUCAGCUGCUGGCGCGGUACCUGAUCAACGAUGCUCAGUUCCAAGCCUUCGUGCGGAUUAUCAACAGCAACGCUGGCUUCACGGCCCGCUGGCGUCUGCUCUCGCAGCCCGAGCUCAUCCUAUUCCUACAGUGGGUCGACCAGCAGCUGGUGGCAUCAGGCGGCGCCUUUGAGAUGGAGGAGCAGGAGCUAGCCGUCACUUUGUUCAACCGCUUCCCCUACUGGUCUGGCACCGUUUUCGGCUGGCAGGGAUUUCUGAACGAGGCGCAGCUCUACUUUCCACAAUAUGCGAUUCGAGCCCACAUCGACGCCAAACUGUUGCAACCGGGCAUCUUUUCCCAGUUCUGGUCAAGACUCCAGGCUCUGCGAGUGGUCUACGAACGCUGGUUGGCUUUGCCGGGUACUGUGCAGGUUGUGGCGGACCUGACGCAGGCGGGCAUCGACACGGCUCAGUUGGAUGGAAUUAUACGCGAGCUCUUCGGAUGGAAUGUUGCUGUCAAUCCAACAACCACUGCAGCAACUGCUGCACCAACCUCGACGCCAGCACCUCCCACAACGAUUCCAGCUGCUGUGAUCCCUCCGGGAAACGGAUCUCCAGUGGGAGCACUCCCAGUUGUCUAGAGUGGUCAAUAUAUCUAUCGUAUAUUUGUAUGAUCUUUGCACUAGCAACAUUCGGCCGAGGCCUUUAACAAUGAAUGGGAACUAA